AUGCAGUGGCUGUCGCAUACCCACCCCGCCUCGGCGGCGUUAGCCAGUGCUAUGGUACAUGGAUGGUGGGGGUAUGAUACGUGCCUAUGCCUAGCCCACCCAUCGAGUGUAUCAUUGUACGCAUGGAAGCCCGUCUUCGCGAGCCCUAGUCAUGGCGAUGAGAGUACGAUGGAUCCCAGUCUGGUACACGUGCAUACCAUGGCCAUCCCUGCUCGGAUUCUCGGCCUGAAUGUAAUCGCCCAGGGCGAUGCGGAGACGUUAUGUAUCCUGACAGAUCAUCCAUCACCAUGCCUGAUGGUCCUCGCUGCUGACCCCCAGCGUGUAGGCGUCGUUCAUACAAAGCAUGUUUGGUCAUUGGAAGCUGCCCACCGCCCUCCUGCGGAAUUGGGCCUGGGGCUCUAUACAGAGCCAGCACAUAUACUCAACAACACCUCGCGCUGGGCCAUGACACAUCUCUAUACGGGCCACCUACAGCUCGUACCUUUGUCAUCUACGUCGCGCCCAGCCCUAGCUAUCAAACUGGAGCACCCUGAAUUGAUUCAUAGCGUGUUCCUGGAGCGUAUGCAUGUCAAUGAACCGCCCAUGAUCGCCUUGCUUUCCAUCUCGUCAGAGGCAGCUACGUCCGGCAUGCCUCUUGUUACAUUUCAUACCCUGGAUGCACGUCGUGAAGCAUUGAUCCAAGUCUCAUGGACGUCGUCUUCGGCCUCUCCACAUCCACGAUCUUCCAAGCGACGAAAAGAGCGCAAAGGGGACGAGCCAACGCAUGUGCCUAUACCCACCGACGAGGCGUUUGGCGCUCAGUACCUGGUGGCCAUGCCGGCGCAAGCUGGUGGCGGCCUCCUUGUGUUUUGCGAGCAUAGCAUAUUCCUGGUCUCACGUCCGUCGGCUCCACGACGAUCAGAGAAGGCCCAGCCCUUGCCGCCUUUGCAACAGAUUCGCGUUAAGCAUGCGAUGCGGGUAGUAAGCGCCAGUGUUGUGCCUCCUCCGCAGCGCAGUGAUCCUUUGCGCUGGGUUGAUGUGGUGUUUGCCACGGCACAAGGAUCAGUCUACCGACUCCAUAUGCAACCUACGGACAACUGGUCGGUGGCUACCAUGCGGAUGCAGCGUCUUUCUACGACGUGCGUGCCUACCAGCCCACACGGUGUACGAGCUUACACGGAUGGGCUUGUCAUCCUAGCAAGUGCGAUGGGAGAUUCCCUGCUAUGUCAUCAUGAUCCAUGGCGCGAGCUUCAUCGGUGGCCUAGUGCUGCCCCUAUGUUGGAUGUGCUGCCGUUGGACGAGGCCAACUCUGGAGGGCCGGCACAGGCCAUGCCUCUUCGUAUGCUUACAGCCAGUGGCGCAGGGCCUACAUGCAGUCUGCGGGUAUUGUCCCACAGUGCCACGUCCCAGACGCUAGCGACACUGCCUUUGCCUGGUCUCCUGCAUGUGCAUGCCUUGUCCUUCGAUGGGCCUGCGGAUGCCCUUGUCCUCGUGUAUACCCAUGAAUCGCACAUUGUCUCUCUGCAUGAGGGCCAGGUGCAUACCGACUGCAUAUGGCCCGCUCGUGUGCUUGAUGCUGUUGCCAUGGAACAUGCCUGUAUUUUCGCUACGAGCGAGGCGCUUCAUAUCCUGGACGCUCCGACGUUGGCUGAACGCCAUGUCCAUGCAUGGAUGCCCUCCCAGGGGACCAUCGUCGCAUGUGCCUUACUGCCCACUGGGCACGCUGUUGUCGGUCUGAGCACGCGUAUGGUCCUUGCACUUGUGUAUAUGCGAGAUGGAUGGCACGAGCAGGCGCGUUGGACGAUGGACGACGAUGUGGUAUGUGUGGCUCGCCAUGCCGAUCGUAUAGCGGUAGGGCUCUGGAGUCGGGACGUGCAUACACUAUCGCUGGACAAUGCUAGCGCACAGACUCUUUCCGUACCUGCUCUUCCCACCUCGCUGUGUCUCUUGGCCACGCCGUCCCCAUAUGUGGUGAUAGGUCUCGCAUCAGGGCAUGUGGCGUUAGGAUCAAAGGAGUCCGCAUCGCUCGUCCACCUAUGGGACUUGCAUGCCUAUACCAGCCCCAGCGCAGUGCAUGUGCGCUGUAUUGAGCUGCCUUCCUCGAUGCGCGCUGACACUAUCGCUGUGUUGGUUACUGGGACGAUGCCCACACUUCUCUAUGUCCAUCACGGUUUAUGGCAUGCCAGUGCAUGGCCAGUCGGCCCUCUCUAUGCCGCGGCGUGUAUCGCGGCCGACGUCGCCGCGCUUACGUUGGCCUGUGUGACGCCUAGUGGCCUUGCGUUCCAUGCAUUGCUGUCCGUGGCGGAAGCGCAUAGCACUUGCAUUCCUCUUGGUGUGCACCAACCUACGGCGCUAGUGCGUGUGAAUCCGCACCGAAUCGCCGCCUCGACAUGGCCCUCGCACCGUGCCGAGUUUGUCAUGGGCGAAGUCCGUGGCGCCAUUCGUUUGUUCGCUACGGAGACAUGGGAUCGUACAGCCGUGUACCAUCUGCAUGUCAAUGAGCGCCCCCAAGCUAUGACGUGCGUGACAGUGCAUGGCCAACGUAUUCUUGUCGUCGGCACAGCGUAUGUCCUUCCUGAUCAGCCUACGUCGACAUCUGGGCGCCUUCUUCUCAUGCCGUGCGAGGCCUAUGGCGCAGCGUGGACACCGACGUACGCCCUAGACGUGCCUGGCGCUGUGCAUGGCCUCGCCUUUGUGCGUGGGUUCCUUGUCGCGGCCGUGCACACACGCGUUCAUACCUACGCGAUCACACCCGAUAGCCUAGCCGUCCGAGCCCAGUGGGGCUGUGCGUACCUGGCCAGCUGCUUGGUCGCCAGUGGGACAAAUAUCGUGCUAGGCGAUGCGAUGCAUUCUAUGACCAUCCUGGACGUCGACGACGAAGGUGAGCUCCACGAAUGUGCGCGGGAUAUGGAUCCGUACUGGACGACAGCCGUCGCCGCGUACAAUCCAGCGCAGCAGCAGUACGUGGGAGCGGACAUUGCUAUGAAUGUAUUUUUGGCUGAGCGCGUAACGUACGAGGCCAAGGCCCCGAUGCCAAGUCCCUGGAGUCACGUUAUGCGACGCAGUGCAUCGUUCCAUUACGGGGAUCUGGUGAACAAAUUUGUCUUUGACGGGACCAAGGUGUUUCUGGCUACCGCUUCCGGCGCAGUAGGAUGUCUACGGCCUAUUCCUGCGGACCUAAUAGCGUCCCUUGCCUGUACCCAACAAGCCAUUCUGCGCACACGGACUUUGCCAGGGCACAUUCGCUGGACGACAUGGCGGACGCUACGCACAGAGACUCAUACCGCGCCGCCGACGGGCCUAGUGGAUGGCGAGAUUGUGCGCACGUUGUUGGACGUGGACGAGGCCACACGCUCGGCUCUAUGGGCUGCGAUGGAACGUGAAGCAGAGCAACAUACACCGCCGCUAUUGAUCCAUCGUGAAAAGAUACUGGCUUGGCUGUCCACCGUACUAGGCGAGCAGCCCUUGGUCAAUGUACCGCGAUCCCACAUGCUGGAGUAG
Malassezia pachydermatis is the source of this 3480-nucleotide messenger RNA. Its product is annotated as uv-damaged dna-binding protein. Lineage: Eukaryota; Fungi; Basidiomycota; Malasseziomycetes; Malasseziales; Malasseziaceae. The coding region runs from base 1 to 3480 and encodes 1159 amino acids. The record is from RefSeq and is a predicted model, not a curated record. Gene Ontology annotation, biological process: DNA repair; proteasome-mediated ubiquitin-dependent protein catabolic process. Gene Ontology annotation, cellular component: site of double-strand break; nucleus. The transcript has 2 exons. Gene Ontology annotation, molecular function: protein binding; nucleic acid binding.